Molecule: messenger RNA, 774 nt
Organism: Neltuma alba
Lineage: Eukaryota; Viridiplantae; Streptophyta; Magnoliopsida; Fabales; Fabaceae
Product: cysteine-rich repeat secretory protein 55-like
Exons: 1
Coding region: 1-774 (257 amino acids)
Source: RefSeq, a predicted model, not a curated record
AUGUCUUUGUUCUUUAAAAUCUUCUUCUUACUUCUCAUAUGCUCUUGCAAUGCAGAAUCCCAAGAACCCUUGGGUAAUUUCUGCAAUGAAAACACAAACAUAACAGCCGGGAGCAAACUAUCUGCUAACAUUGAUCAACUAUUAGCAGAGUUAGUGCCUGAAACUCCCUCAAGUGGCUUCGUUUCUGCCUCCUUUGGUAAAGAACAAGACCAAAUUCAUGGUCUGUCUCAAUGUAGGCAAGAUGUGAGCAAAGAAGACUGCUCUAUUUGCAUACAAGACGCGGCAAAAGAGAUCAGAAAGAAAUGUCCAGACCAAGCUGAUUCAAGAAUUUGGUAUGAUUACUGCUUUUUAAGGUAUAGUAAUCAGAGUUUUGUAGGAAAAGUUGAUACAUCUUUUGGUAUAAUUUAUUGGAACCUCGAGAAUGUGAGUGAUCCUGAAGCUUUCAAUAAAGAACUGAGAUCUCUGAUGGAUGAGAUUAAAGCAGAAGCUGUUAUGGCAAAAAACAAAGGGCUGGGAAAAGGGAAGACCGAGCUGUCUUCUUUUGUGACACUUUAUGCUUUAGUUCAAUGUACAGGAGACUUGUCUGAUUUAUCUUGCGCUCAGUGUUUGGCUAUAGCAGAGAACAACUUCGGCACAUUUUGCAGCAAUAGUAAAGGGUGUAGAGUGUUGUAUAGUUCUUGUUACGUCCGAUAUGAGCUUUAUCCUUUUUUCUUCCCUCUUGAUACUAACAUCACAGAGCUCAACAACACUGAGAUGGCCAUUGUUUAUCCGUGA